Gongylonema pulchrum is the source of this 369-nucleotide messenger RNA. The record is from the annotation of a GenBank genome assembly. NCBI's taxonomy places the organism in Eukaryota, Metazoa, Nematoda, Chromadorea, Rhabditida, Gongylonematidae.
AUGGCUCCUUCAAAUGCGCAUGCAUGGAUGGAUUCGUGGGUAACGGUGUUGAAUGCCAUGAUUUCAUCAAAUGGUGGAAUAAGUUUCGGAGAGCCACUUCCGCUGAAACUCGAUGGGAACGUCCGCUUCCCUGCAUUUCUACCGCUGUUUGAACAUUAUGCCUUCAAGGACAACUCAAAAGUGGUCGUCAAAGUUGUUGAUGAGAAAGAUGCAAAGGGAUCGGUGUUACUGACGCGCCUGUCGCUCAGUGUGCACAACAAAUUCCAUCAGAACGAUUUCCGCGCUCGCUCACUGAUUAUCGUCCUGUACGACAAAAUGUUACAGAUUGAUAGUGACAGGGUAGGUAUUCCCUGCGUCUCCAUUAAUUAG